This is a messenger RNA of Thamnophis sirtalis, 571 nucleotides long. The record is from RefSeq and is a predicted model, not a curated record. Lineage: Eukaryota; Metazoa; Chordata; Lepidosauria; Squamata; Natricidae.
AACCUGAACUAUCCCGAACAGAAAGUGGUUACUGUGGGGCAGUUCAAGAUCGGUCUGAUCCACGGCCAUCAAGUCAUUCCCUGGGGCGACGUGGCCAGCCUCGCUCUCCUCCAGAGGCAGUUCGACGUCGACAUCUUGAUUUCGGGCCACACGCACAAGUUCGAGGCAUUUGAACACGAGAACAAGUUCUACAUUAACCCAGGGUCAGCCACGGGGGCCUACAACGCUUUGGAAAACAAUAUCGUCCCGUCCUUCGUGCUGAUGGACAUCCAGGCCUCCACAGUGGUCACUUACGUCUAUCAGCUGAUUGGGGACGACGUGAAGGUGGAAAGAAUCGAGUACAAGAAAUGUUAAAGCACGUGGGCACAUCUCCCAACCCUUCCAGCCUUCUUUGCAAUCCACACCCAGCAGUCCGCAGUGUUUGCAGCCUUGUGAGUUGGCCAGGUGGCUUCUUAUGUCGUGUCGCAGGCAACUAAGUUUACAGGCCCUUCCUUCUGACAACACCUGUCUUAGUUUAGCUCAGUGCUUCUCAACCUUGGGAACUUGAAGAUGUCCGGACUUCAACUCCCAG